Brassica napus (rape) is the source of this 2529-nucleotide messenger RNA. RefSeq lists its product as uncharacterized. Bases 428 to 817 code for a protein of 129 amino acids. The transcript has 4 exons. NCBI's taxonomy places the organism in Eukaryota, Viridiplantae, Streptophyta, Magnoliopsida, Brassicales, Brassicaceae. The record is from RefSeq and is a predicted model, not a curated record.
GACCGAACGAAACUACAACAAACUAAUUGAUUAGUCUUUAUUCAGCAAUUCAAAAUAUGUUAUUCAAACACAUUAAAUUUAAGUCACCUGAUAGCUCAUUAUAACUGUUAUCUUAAAACUGAACAAAUAACUCCAAUCUAGCAAUAAAUAAACAAAACUGUUUCAAACAAAAAAAAAUUAUGUACACAUUAUAUAAACCUCCGAACAUCGCACACAUACAAAUAAAACCUGUUCUUCCACUUUACUAAAAAACACCCGCACAAGAUGGCGUCAGAAAUUUCAGAAAACAAUUAUAACUCGGACAGUAUUGGUAGCUGUGAAGAAAAAUCCUCACUCACAAAACCCACCGUCUAUUUCCAAACCCAUGAUCUCCGAUUUUUUGUAAAACAACCACUGACUAUGCUAUAUAGUUACAGAAAUUUAAAGAAUGAAUGUUUGUCCACUGGUAAUCCACAGGCGCACUACAUCGAAGGAAUACUUCAAUACUUUCAGCGCCGCAAAACUAUCAAAGGACUCAACCAUUUUCGUCAAUCUGCGUAUGGAAACUAUGACAAAGCCGCUACGCCUCUCCGCCUCUCAGCCUCUGUAUCUAUGCCUCUCUCUUUCUCCAACAUCCCUAGAAGCAAGCCGUGAGAUAAAACUGAGAAACAUAAUAGCUCUUGAGCAGUGCCAUUACCCUAAACAGAACCACGUCUGUAGCUACGCCUUAUUCCUAGAUUAUCUCAUUGACACUGAUAAAGACGUUGACUUGCUUCUCGAGAAAGGAAUACUAAAAAGUUGGAUUUGGCAACCCGCUAAAAAGUUGCGCAGAUGGUGAACAAGCUCGUGACAGUCAUCCUAGAUCCUGGUUCUUACUAUUAUGAUAUAGCGGGUGAAGUCAACAAGUCCUCAAGCGUGUGUAUUUCGGUAAGCCGUGGACAGGGACAGCCACCAUCGGCGCUACGUUUCUAUUGGCGAUGACACUUAUCCAGACUUAGGCAUGGACUGUUCAGGUUAAGCAGAAUGAACGUUAGAGAUGCAGUUGCAUCUCUAUCUCUAGUUGGUUUGCAGUUUAACUGAAACUUCCUUAAUUUUCGGAAAACCAGUUUUUUUAACUGAAACUUCCUUAAUUUUCGUAAAACCAGUUUUUUUAUUCGUAGAAGACACCUUCUACACCGUGUAGAAUCAUAAUAAAAAUCAUGAAUACAAUUUCUACUUCUUGUAGACGUUUGUGUUAAGUUUAGAUUUCGCAUACCCGAAAUUUUAGAAUACUUCAUAAAAGUAGAAACUGUAUUCAAGAUAAAAGUAGAAAUCUUUACAAUUAGUAGAAUUUGCAUUCCUCAUAUUUAGAAUUUUAAUCACAAGUAGAUUGUUUUUUUAUAAAAAAAGUAGAUGAACUUGUUUGUUCUGGAAUUCGUUUUCUACUUACCCAUUUUCUGUAGAAGACGAAUUCUACUUUUAGUAGAACGUAAUUUUAAAAUUUUAUUUAUCAAUUUUUUCAACCAAACAAAAAAUGUGUUUAUGUAUGUAGGUGUUUUAUUAAUUGUUUAUAUUUUUAAUAUUUUUUUGAAUUUAUAAAAAUAAUUAUUUUAUUAAUUUUCAGAAAUGAAAGGGUAACAGAGAGAAAAAAUGGAUAAAAAUGGUUUUAUACCAUAAGGACAACUAUAUUAUUUUUUUGUUCCGUUUUGGCAAUUUCUCCUAGUUUUUUUUAACAAAAUCUACUUAAGCUAACUAAACAAGUCAACUAAUGGAUCCCAUUUUUCUCUUUCUUAUCAACUUCUUCUUUCUCAGAUCUAAUUCUCCUUCUUUUUUGUUCAGAGGAUUUGUCUUCUACAUAUUUUUAAUUUUAAAAUGUUCAAGAAAUUUUCUUUUAAGUUUUUAAAUUAUACAUUUUUCAAUUCAUCCACAACGUUCUUUAAUUUUCACUAAAUCAAAUAACAAAAAUUCUUUUUUCCAAUCUCUGGUGAAUCUCCAAUGACCUGACAAACAUUGAAAGAAAGGUAUGGAGUGAGAGAGACGACAAGCUCCAAUCUCCAGUUGCCGUUCUUGUGGCCGAGCUAAGAAGCGUCGGCGUGGCAGAGCUCAUGACCUUAGAUGACGACGGGUUACUCCGACAGAAGACGACGGCGAGCUCAUCUCUUUUUUGUGAAUCCUAAGCUUGAAAAGAUAGAGAUCCAUGGUUACAAGCUUAAAGAGACAGAGAUCCUUGAUAAAAAAAUAGACAGAGAUCCAUGGCUCCAUCCGAGCUCCGCGGACAAGCUCCAAUCCGCCGCAAUAAGCUCCGUUCCGCCGCAGUCCUUUUUCUUCUCAACGAUUUCAAAUCUUCUCAAUGAUUUCAGGUCGCCGCCGCAACCUUAUCACCACCGAGACCUUCUCCCACGAUCCUUUGCUUUGAUUGAGCUCCUCCCAUGGCGAACUGAAACUAGAGCCUGAGAUCAGGAUCGAGCGAGCGUUACCCAAACAACUUCUUUUAUUUUCAUUUUAAGCCCUUCAUUAGCUUUAUUGUCAUUUGACCCCAAAUUCUUGAAUAUACAAAUUUGUCCUCUUUUA